CUGCAACUAAUUUUGUAACCAUUUUUCCUGCGAUUUUAUUAGGGUUUUCCGAUUCAAGAAAAAACAAAAACAGAAAGGAACCCCCCAAUUCCGAUAAUUUCAAUUUGAAAAAAUUACUUUCUCCGGCGAUUCCUAGGGUUUGUAUUUCAUGUCCUGCGAAGCUUUAAUGUCGUAUGAAUGGAGAUUGCCUCUAGCCUCUCCAGCGCUUUCCAGUCCCAGCAACCUUUGAUCAUUGCCUCCAUCAUUACUCUCCUUUCCCUCCUCCUUACUCUCCGAUCAUUCAUCAAGAAGCCCCCCUCCUCCGCUUCCUCUGCCUCACUCGAUAAGGAAGAACCCAUACCCACCCCCUCCUCCUGCAACGGAACUGCCGAUUCUCUGGACCUCUACGCCGGCGCUUCUGCUCAGGAGGUGAUGGCGGCGGCGGUGGUGGCGGUGGACAUUAUGCCGGCUCCGGUUGUUGAAAGACAGACUGGCGCCUCAAUGAUGGAGCAGUUGGUGCCCGAAAUUACCACUCACGCUCUCAGUUACUUGGAUUAUCCCAGCCUCUGCCGCCUUUCUAUGACCAAUUCGCUUAUGAGAAAGGCUGCUAAUGAUGACAAUGCCUGGAAAGCGCUAUAUCACAAGGCAUUGCUUCAUAACUUGGCUGGCAAUUCUAGAUAGGCUAGCUAUCUACUAAAUUCAAUGUAGCAAAGUGGUCUUCUGCAAUUAUGCAUCUUAUGCAAUGCAGCAAGUGAAUUAAGAGAUCACUUGCUCUUUGCAUUGUCCCUAUUCUAGUGCUACAAAUCCCUGUUAUUCUUUGUUGGUCUGCUUUGCUAUCAUGGUUUUGUUACAAAGUAAAACGUAGAGCCCUUUACAGUCAUUUGAUUGAACUAGUAUGGGGUGUUUCAGUUUAUCAUAUAUGGUUGGAAAGAAACAGCUCCAACCAACAGCAGCAUCCACCAAUGAGUCUACAGAUUAGAAUCUGCAAUCACUGAUGCUAUUAAAGUCGAUGUCAGGGACGGGGCUCUUGGUUUUGCAAAAUGAGGGCCUCCCUUAUGUCAAGUGAUGUAGCUUCUCACUUCAGGCUGCAGCUUCUAUGUAGUUUGAAUGGAUAAUGAUUUUCUGAAAUAGGUAUAUUUGUUUUACUGUCCUAUGGAUACUAGCAGUCCAGUGUAAGUGCUGCUUUGAAAAUAUUGAUUCUUUGUGUAAUAAAUUCACAUUUUACCUAAAAACAAUGGACCUUUGGCCUUGCCAUGUUAAGUUAAUUGCACAUUGCUUUCUGGAUUCUUGGUUUGUAUGCAUAAUUUCCUUCUUACAUUUAUUUUGUUAGGAUUUUACUUUGGAGCAAGAUAGUGUCACACCAGUAAAUGGUUGGAAGGCUUACUAUGCAGCUACAAGAGCUAUUAUGAAUGUUAAUGAAGAAUUCUUUAACAUCAUCAGAGAAAGGUCUCUUGCAGCCAUGAGUCAUUUUUGGCUUAAUGCAGAUUAUGUAAAGUGCAUUCUUGCCUCAGGAGAACAUUUUUCAGGGUAUAGUGGCUUCCAUUCAAUAUUUUAAUAAGUGAUUAGUAUUUGG
Molecule: messenger RNA, 1552 nt
Organism: Rubroshorea leprosula
Lineage: Eukaryota; Viridiplantae; Streptophyta; Magnoliopsida; Malvales; Dipterocarpaceae
Source: the annotation of a GenBank genome assembly